AAUAUAAAGUGAUUUAUAAACAUAAUUUAUUACUAUUAUUAAGUACCAAUAUAUAUUAAAUUGCAUCUUAUUAUCAUUUGUUUAAGAAAAUCAAACAAAAGCCAGCUGUGGUACAGUUUCUGUCUCAGCCAGAUAAGGUGUUUCACCAUCAUAUCAUGGUCUUUUUCCCUCCCCUGGGAAAUGAUCGUAUGUCUACAGUCUCCAUCUGCCCUUAUCAGUGCGCGCUGAUGUUCCCAGGUAAUAAAACGCACCGUAACCUGCCUGUGUUGUGCCGUGUGUGUGUGUGUUGGUGGGAGCCUGAGGCCAGUUAACCAUGAAAUAAUUGAUGCCUCUUCCAUUGUGUGGGACGCCUCAGCCAGCGGCCUCAGAGUGUGGGAAAGCUAAUCCUGACUGGGACUCAUGGCUUUGUAAUGCUAAUGAUCUCCUAUAAAUAGAGCAGCGAGACCCUCAUUCCCAACACAAACCCCUCGCUCUGCUGAGAGAAACAGCAUCUCUCCUGAAGAAACAAUGGCUCCUGCGUAUAUGACUGAAUACUCCAAGCUUUCCAACAAGGAGAAGCAUAAAUUGCGAAAGCCAGUGGUGGAAAAGAUGCGCAGAGAUCGCAUCAACAACUGCAUCGAGCAGCUCAAGUCCAUGCUGGAGAAAGAGUUCCAGCAGCAGGAUCCCAACACCAAGCUGGAGAAAGCCGACAUCCUGGAGAUGACGGUGGUUUUCCUCAAGCAGCAGCUGCAGCCCAAGACUCCACAGAAAGCCCAGUUUGAGGGCUAUUCGCAGUGCUGGAGGGAGACCAUCAGCUUUCUGUCUGUGGGCUCCAAGGCCGAGGCUGUGGCUCAACAUCUCCAGCAAGAAGCCCAGAGAUCAGAAGCUCCAGAGGUUAAACGCAUGUCUCCAGCUCCCCAUCAUCAGCAGCACACACACAUCAAGCAGGAGCCGCGGGCGCACAGUCCGCUCUGGAGACCCUGGUAGAGACGCUCAAACACUAGAUGGUGGUUUACCGUCUCUUAUGUAGGAGAUUCUCCAUUUCUAUAGUACAUCACUUAUUCACAUUGUGAAGAUUGUGUGAAGAAUUGAGUGAUUCACAAUGUGAGGGCCUCGUCUUCUGCUGAUGUUUCUAUUCUAUGAUAUGAUCAGAGGUUUAUUAUUGUAACACCUCUGUAGUUUCCACAUGGAUGGACAUUAUUUUCUAUACAUUUCUUCAUGAUGAAGAGUCAAUGUUGAACUCCUGUGGAGUUGUGGAUUAAGUAUGAUUUGUGAUUUUUAAUAUGCAUUAUCAAUGCUUUAUUGAUGUUUCUUUAUAUGAAAGAUGUGAAUUUUGACUUAUUUAUAAUAUAUGUUUGCAUAAUGUUAUUCAAAUAAACACAUUUUGAAUUGAAACACUUCCUUCUGAUGGAUUUCUCAACUCAAACGCUGCUUGCUUGAUUAAUAGACUUUUGAAAAAAUGCUAAUUGUGUUUCUGUAGCAAACUCACUGGUAAAUUAAUGCCCCAUGAGUUCAUGUAUUACUAACAUGAACAAAUUAUGAACAAUACAUUCAUUACAGUAUCUUUGUUAACAAUAGUUAAUGGUAAUAAAUGUGUUCAUAGAGACGCUGCGCCCUAAACACUACAUGGUGGUUUUACCAUCUCAUAUGUUGGAGAUUCUCCAUUUCUACACUCUCAGAAAUAAAGGUACGCGAGCUGUCA
This is a messenger RNA of Danio aesculapii, 1681 nucleotides long. It is a transcript of the gene her15.1, whose product is annotated as hairy and enhancer of split-related 15, tandem duplicate 1. The coding region runs from base 508 to 966 and encodes 152 amino acids. The record is from RefSeq and is a predicted model, not a curated record. Gene Ontology annotation, molecular function: protein dimerization activity; DNA-binding transcription factor activity, RNA polymerase II-specific; RNA polymerase II cis-regulatory region sequence-specific DNA binding. Gene Ontology annotation, biological process: regulation of transcription by RNA polymerase II; regulation of neurogenesis; anterior/posterior pattern specification. The transcript has 2 exons. Lineage: Eukaryota; Metazoa; Chordata; Actinopteri; Cypriniformes; Danionidae. Gene Ontology annotation, cellular component: nucleus.